Molecule: messenger RNA, 1469 nt
Organism: Lotus japonicus
Lineage: Eukaryota; Viridiplantae; Streptophyta; Magnoliopsida; Fabales; Fabaceae
Product: F-box protein At4g00755-like
Exons: 6
Coding region: 160-1248 (362 amino acids)
Molecular function (GO): protein binding
Source: RefSeq, a predicted model, not a curated record
CAGAAGCAUCAUUUGUCCUUGAGACACACUGCAAUUCCAAACACAGCCAAUCAUUCAGCUGCUUCCAUUCCCAUUUUCUGACAACCAUCCUGAAACAAGGAUCCACCCUCUCUUUGCUGAAAGCUGGUUUGCUUGCUACCAGGCUCUGACAUUUGGAAUAUGUCUGAAGUGAAAAACAAUGUGGAUUUCAUCCAAUUGCUUGAACCUGACAUGUCAAUAAAGAUUCUAAACCAUUUGGAUGAUCCUUGUGACCUUGUUCGUGUUUCUAUUGUUUCCAGUUCUUGGCACAGAUUUGUUAUUGAAAAUGGCCUUUGCAAGCGACUUUGCUUAAGAAUGUUUCCUGAAAUAUCUCAUGUUGCUCAUAGCAUUGAGCUAGGAAACAUGAUUGAACCAGUAUGUAACGUGCUUGACAAUUGGGAGUGUCUUAAGAGAAAUCAUAAAGUGUACGCAUUCCUGGCUUCUGGUCUGACUCCUACUUGGAAAAAUUGCAUCUCAGAAGCAAUUAGUGCAUCCAGCACUGAUAACUACCCUGAAGAAAGCAUUCAGAAUACUUUGGAGCCUAGGGAUAGAACUGAAAAUAGAUUAUUAUACUGGUCAAGUAAAGGAGAAAGCGAUCCAUCUGUUCCUGAGACUUUAGGUUAUCAGCUUAUUUCCAAACUAUGUCUUGUUACAGAAAUUCAUGUCCAACCAUUCCAAGCGUAUUUUCAGCAUGGCUUCCCUAUAUAUUCAGCUAAGGCUGUCCGGUUCAGAAUGGGCCAUCCAAGAUACCCAAUGGAAUUAGAGAGUUUAGUAGCUGAUGAUAUGGCUGCUAACCGCAUGCUAGGGGAUAGCCAAUUCAUAUGGACAUAUACUUCACCUGAAUUUCCAAUGUUUCAGGAAAACCGCUUGCAAAAAUUCAAGCUACCUGAACCUGUCCUGUCAAUUGGAGGUGUGCUGCUUGUUGAGCUAUUGGGAAGAGUUCAAAAACAAGAAAUGGAUGAAUUGUUCUACAUAUGCAUCUCCCAUGUUCAAGUUGUGGGGCAGCCGCUUUCACCCGCAUUUGAUAUUAAAAUUCAUCACCCAUCAGGAAAGUGUACCCUGAAAUACUUCCCUCAAACCGAUUGGUGUGUGCCUUCAACAUCAUCACCGACAAUAGAGUCAAACAAUCCUUCGCGCCUGCGGUCAUUAAUGCAGAGUGGUGUUAGACGUUGGGAGCAGAUUAUCUUGGGUGCACUGCUUGGUUCUGGAUCUGUUGCAGUUGAUGAUUAAUACAGUGCAGGGAAUCAAGUAGCUCAAUUCUCAGAAGACAUUUUAAAAACUGUGUACUUGUGAGUGAGAUUUGGUUGGCAGAUAAGAUAUCACCUCAAAUUUGUGCAAACCUCUGUAGAGUAUAUGGUCUGCACAGUUGUAUCAAUUUCUCAUUUCUCAAAAAUCAAUUCUUUAAAGUUUUUCCUCAUAAUUGAUUGACUUUAAAAUCAAUUGUAAAAGAA